UUCAUGUUUAAGUUUUUUUUUGUUUGUUGCGGUUACACCCGAUUCAAGAGCCGAAUGGCUCACAGGGCUAUACCUAAUAAAUAAAACUUGAAAACAUGCAUACAGCAGCAGUAGCAGUGGUACUCGGCGUGCGCCAAAGUUCCCGCCUGAACCUGAGUCAUCCCCUACACCUGCGGUUGAACCCGGUGGAUGUAUCCGGCGAGGGGUGAGCGAGCACCCCCCAGGCGCAGCCGGGGGGUGGAGGGGAUGCGGCGACCCCAACCUGAGUCAGGGGAACGGAGGAAGAGUGGGGGGAGGGGAGGAGCCAUGCGGGGAGCGAAGUGACAGAGGUAACGCUCACACACACGCGCGCACCGCACCACUCCCAAAGCCUCCAUCUCCAGCCGCCUCCACGCUUGCCUUGCCGACAAACAUCGCCAACAUCCCGUCGGAGCCUCCACGCAGCUCCCGAAGCGUCUCCAUCUCGCGGCGCGCUCGUGGUGCCAUCGCGCCCGGAGGCUUCCCGUGACCGCGUCCGAGAGACGGUGUCUGCACGUGUCCAUCGAGGGCGCACGGCCGAGUCUCCGUGAUUCUCACGCAGGGCUGGUCAACGCCUCGCCCCGAGUAGCGUGUUGAGACUUCCUCCCCCCCCAGUCACCUCUUGAGGAGUGUCCCCACGUUCUCGUUCUCUGUCUGCCUCUCGACACUCGCCAGCACUCUCCUCCAUCCUCCGCUGGCAGCGCGAGAGGGAUUACCACUCGCGCCGCUCACGUCUGCUGGGCACGGGGGCCAUCGAGACGUUCCGUUCCCUGUCCGUCUCGCCUGAGGUGGGGGGAGGAAACCACGGGGGGACGAGAGGCGGAGUGGAACUUUGAGCCGACGACGUUCGCUCGAGGCCCGCAACAGGGACAGAGAGAGAGGGGGCAUGGAGGCAGCGUGGCUCUUGGUGUUCCUGGCUGCCUUUGGCCUGAGUCACGGGCAGACCCAAGGGAUAAACCAAUGUCUCUCAAACAACCCCCUCACCUGCAGGGAAUGCCUCAAGAUCGGGCCCAAGUGCUCCUACUGCUUCGAAGAGGGUUUCACGGAGAAGCGCUGCGACCUGCUGGAGAACCUUCAGGCCAAGCGAUGCGGCCAGAUCACCAUGGUGCGCACGUCCUCCGAAGUGAUGAAGAGUUUGUCCACUUCGGACAUGAUGAGCUCACGCUACGCCCAAGUGUCUCCACAGUCCAUGAACAUCAAGAUGAGACCAGGGGACUCGCUCAAGUUUGACAUGCAGGUAAUUGAGCCCCUCAAGACGCCUGUCGACCUCUACUUCCUCAUGGACGACUCCAACUCCAUGAACGACGACUUGGACAACCUCAAGAAGCUGGGCAAACAGCUGGCUGGCGUCGUGCAGGAGCUCUCCGAGGAUUUCCACAUUGGCUUCGGCAAGUUCGUCGACAAGGUGGUGGCGCCGCAGACGGACAUGCGGCCGGAAAAGCUGAAGCAGCCGUGGGAGGACAGCGACCCCCCCUUCUCCUUCAAGAACGUCAUCCCGCUCACGUCCGACGUGCAGCACUUCCAGGACAAGCUGCAGGGCGAGCGGAUCUCGGGCAACCGCGACGCUCCCGAGGGCGGCUUCGAUGCCAUGCUGCAAGUGGCCGUGUGCACGAAGGAGAUCGGCUGGCGCAACCGCACCACCCACCUGCUGGUGUUCUCCACGGAGUCGGCCUUCCACUACGAGGCCGACGGAGCCAACGUCCUCGCGGGGAUCCUCAAGCGCAACGACGAGCAGUGCCACCUGACCCCCGACGGCGACUACACGGAGGGCGAGACGCAGGACUACCCCUCCGUGCCCACGCUCGUGCGCCUGCUGGGCAAGAACAACAUCAUCCCCAUCUUUGCCGUCACGCAGCACGCCAUCGAGUGGUACACGAGUCUGGCGAAGUUCUUCCCGGACUCGACGUACGGAGAGCUCCAGGAGGACUCCUCCAACAUCAUCCAGCUGCUGCAGUCCUCCUUCAAGGCUCUGCGCUCCAAGCUGCAGCUGCAGGCCGAGGGGCUCCCGCGCUACCUCAAGGCCGAGUUCCUGCAGGUGGCGGCCGACGGCACGGAGAAGGACGCCAGCGUGGUGACCGCGACGCCGGGCCAGAUCGUGAACUACCGCGUGAAGCUGACGGCGGACGAGCGUUAUAACGAGCGGUCGCUGUGCGACAUGACACCCAGGGAGCGCAGCAACAUCAACUUCACGCUGAAGCCGGCGCGCUUCUACGACGGCCUCAACAUCAACGCGGAGAUCCUGUGCGACUGCCCGUGCGAGGCCACGCCGGUGUCGAACCCCAUGUGCAGUGGGAACGGACGCUUGACCUGCGGCCACUGCUACUGCAACGAUGGCUGGCUGGGCUCCAACUGCAACUGCAGCAAGCUGGGGACGUCGCAGUUGGUGAACGCGGCGUCGUGCACGCGGCCCGGCGACUCGGAGCCCUGCUCGAAGCGCGGCGACUGCGUGUGCGGCAGCUGCUUCUGUUGGCCGCGGCCCAACCCGCUGGAGAAGUACUACGGGCAGUACUGCGAGUGCGACAACUUCCAGUGCCCGCGCGCCAACGGCAUCAUCUGCAACGGUCGCGGCGACUGCAGCUGCGGGAAGUGUGAGUGCAGCGCCGGCUGGACAGGGGAGGCGUGUCAGUGUCCCCUGGGUGUGGAAACAUGCCGCGAUGGCCGUGGGGGAAUCUGUAACGGCCGCGGGACGUGUCACUGCGGCGUGUGCGAGUGUGACAAGCAGCAGUUCAGUGGCUCUACCUGCGAGGUCUGCCUGAAGUGCCUGGGCCUGUGCGAGGACACGCGCUCGUGCGUGCAGUGCCAGGCGUGGGGCACCGGCGAGAAGAAGGGCGACGAGUGCGGACGAUGCUCCCCGCAAACCGUCAUGGUCGACGAGCUCAAGGGAGCCAACUCGGUGCUCGAGGUUUGCAAGUUCAAGGACGAGGAGGACGGCUGCGUGUACCACUACACGGUGGAGAACUCCCCGGACGACCGCAGCGAGUACAGGAUCGAGACGCUCAAGAAGAAGGAGUGCCCGGCGGCUGGCUUCCUGUGGCUCAUCCCCCUCAUCAUGUUCCUCAUCCCGCUGCUCGGCCUGCUCGCCUUCCUGUGCUGGAAGUGCUGCGUCGGCGGCUUCGCCUGCUGCAAGGGAUACCAAAAGGUUCCGAUUGGAGCCUGGACUAAAGGUCGCACGGUGGGCUGGACGGAGGACCAGUACCUGUUCCACCAGAACGCGCUGACGGCCGACUACGUGGACACGCCACUGGCCCGCGCCGGGCCCCUGGGCGGCCCCGACAUCGUCAAGUGGAAGGUGACGGACAACGUCCACAAGCCGGCGGCCACCAUCCCGCCUCCCAGCAUGCAGGAGACAGUGUACCAUGGCAUCACCCUUCGCCUGGCGCGGCUCAUGAAUGAUAACCUGGCGCAGCCGGGAACUCCGGAGAACAAGACCCUCAUCAAGGAGGUGGAGCAAAAUCUGAACACGGUGUACGGCAACGUCAUCGGAACGCAAACCGUCCGCAACACGGUGCUGAGAUUGCAGCCGAAUGCUGGCAAAAGGGACAGGAACGUGGUGGUGGACACGGUGCUCCCGGCGCCGCGCUCGGCCCUCCGGGAGAUCAUGGAGACCACGGAGAAGCAGGUGAACCUGGGCGCCUUCAGCAAGGUGCCCGUCGUGCCGGGCUUCUACACCGUGGCCACCGACCGCGACGCCCACGGCGAGGUGGAGUACCAGGAGGGCGUGGACGCGCAGGACGUGCGCGUGCCGCUCUUCGUCAAGGAGGAGGACGACAUGGAGAAGAAGCUGCUGGUGGAGGCCACGAGCGUCCCCGAGGGGCUGGCGCGCAUCACGCGCCGCAACGUGCACAUCACCAUCAUCAAGGACAUGGCCAAGAGUAUCGUGAGCUUCGUGCAGCCGGCGUACACCAUCCGAAAUGCCGUCUCCAAGGUGGUGGUGCCUGUGGACCGCAACAUCCUGGAGGAGAGCCCCGCCCAGAUCAAGUACCAGACCCACGACCUCUCAGCCAUCGCCCGGCAGGACUACGAGCCCACGGAGGGAGUCCUCAAGUUCACUCCGACGGAGAAGGACAAGGAGAUCUCCAUUCCGAUCCUGCCGGCACGCAGCUCCCCGUCCCAGCUCUACGCCCAGCCGCGCCAGUUCGAGGUGGAGCUCUUCGACCCCAAGCUGGGCGCCCGCAUCGGCCGCUACAAGCGCUCCAUCAUCACGCUCCUGGAUGACCGCGACCCCGGCCUGCUGGAGUUCUCCAAGACCUCGCAGGUGCACAAGCAGGGCCAGGCAGAGAUCCACGUGCCGGUGGUGCGCACGCGCGGCCACGACGGCGACGUGCGCGUCAAGUGGAAGACGCUGCCCUCGCUGCCGUCGCGCCCCUCCGCCUACCAGAACAUGUCGGGCGAGCUGGCGAUGCCCGACGGCGAGAUCCAAAAGAGCAUCACCAUCCCGUACCGCCAGCCCGUCGACCCGACGCGCGACGACAACUUCCAGGUGGUGAUGUACGAGCCGUCGGGCGGCGUGGCGCUGGGCCAGCGCAAGGAGACCGUGGUCACCGUCAGCGCGCACGGACAAGAAGUCAUCGUGCCGGACAGCAUGCAGAAGUCGCACAUGGACAUGUCCGGCCCGGGGGACGUGGAGGCCGAGGCUCUGAAUGGGAAAACGAUCCGUAUCAACUGGACGCCACCGCCCGGAGCCACCGUUAACGGAUACAAGGUUCGCUACUGGAUCGACGGGGAGGACGAGGGCGACGGGCAGCUAGUAGAGACCAAGACGACGGAGGUGCAGCUCACGAGCCUCUACGCGUACUGCGACUACCUGAUGUGCGUCUACGCCAUCACCCCACGCGGCCUGGGGCCCGCGUCGGAAGUGGUGACCUGCCGCACGCUUGAGGAAGUUCCGGGUGAGCCGGGCCGCCUGGCCUUCACCAUCGUGUCGGCCACCACGCUGCAGCUGAGCUGGGGGGAGCCGCCCGAGACCAACGGCCUCAUCACGGGCUACGAGGCGUCGUACACGCCCAUCAGCGAGGACGGACGCUCCAUCGGGCAGACCAAGCGCGUGGAGGUGCAGGGCAACAAGCGGCGCGUGAUGCUCAUCGAGAACCUGCGGCCCAUGGUGCCGUACCGCUACCUGGUGCGGGCGCGCAACAGCGCCGGCUGGGGGCCGCCACGCGAAUCCACCUUGAACAUCGCCAACCAGUCCACGCGGCCCCUCUCCAUCCCCAUCAUCCCGGACGUGCCCAUCGUGGACGCCCAGGGCCCCGACGACUACGCGGGCUUCUACAUGUACGGCGCCAUGGAGGGCGGCGGCAAGGCGCUGCCCAGCACCUCCGACGACUCCUACAGCUACCAUACGCUGCCCUCGAAGCAGGGCCAGACAGGCGGCAGUUCGAUGACCACGAGCACGACGAUCCACCAGAGCCACCACCACCAGACCAUGCUGGGCACGCUGGAGCUGCCGGGCAUGUCGGGCGGCUCGCAGCACAUGCACACGCUCACGCGGAGCACGCACGGUGGCUCCUCAACGCUCGGCGACGCCUACGGCUGGGAUUUCACGACCGGCACUUGGAGCCAGCGCGGAGCCUCAAGCUACGACGAGCUGGACGCGCGGGAGCUAGGGAGCGUCGUCAUGGAGACUUCAGCUAGCCAAGUGUCCACUGUGCUGCACGAGUCAGCGGUGUCCUACCACAGCCUGCAGCAGACGAGCCACGGGGCGGGCGUGUCGAUGACCGGCUCGCGCAACCGCACGCAGUCGGAGGAGGCGCAGGAGGUGCUGCACCAGCUGGACUUAGCCCUGCAGCCCUCUCCCCGCAGCCCCGCCAUUCUGGGCACGCCCGGAAUCCCCGAGGCUCCCGGCCGCCUCGUCUUCUCGGCCACGGGCCCCACGUCCCUCCGCGUCAACUGGCAGAAGCCGCAGAGCGACACCCAAGUGAUGGGCUACCGCGUGACCUACCAGUCCCUCUCGGGAGGCUCCCCGCGGAAUGUGGAGAUCGCCGAUCCCAACCAGGUGACCGUCACGGUGGACCAGCUGCUGCCCAACGAGGCGUACCUCUUCAAGGUGAUGGCGUGCAGCGACAAGGGUUGGGGCCAGGAGCGCGAGGGCGUCAUCACCAUCGAGUCGCAGGUCAACCCGGCGAGCCCGCACAUCCCCAUUCCAGGCUCACCAUUCACGCUGAGCACGCCCAACGCGCCGGGCCCGCUGGUGUUCACGGCGCUCACCCCGUCCUCGCUGCAGCUCAAGUGGGAGAAGCCGAUGAAGCCCCAGGGGCCCAUCCAGGGCUACGUGGUGUCCUGCGAGCCCGUCCACCCCAUCGCGGGCAGCGUGGGCGAGCCACGCAUCUUCACCAUCGACGACCAGGAUGAGACGAGCCUGGUGGUGAAUGACCUCCUGGAGAACGUGCCCUACAAGUUCAAAGUGAAGACCAAGACGAGCCAGGGCUACGGGCCCGAGAGAGAGGGCAUCAUCACCAUCGAGUCUCAGAACGGUUUCCAGCAGGACUUCUCCGGCGGGAUGGACGUGAUGAUGCACCCGGCUUCCUCCCAGCAGUUUGUCUCCCAGUCCAGCAGCAUGCAGAGCGAGGUGUUCGACUUCCCUGGGGACAUGAUGCAAGGAAUCAUGGGUGUAACGCAGAUGGUGGGUCAGACAGGCAUCAUCACCAAGAAGGUCACCACCGUCACCAAGACAACCAAAAUGGACUCGGGCACCGUGUCCAAGCAGGGGGAAAUGAGGUUCUAGGGGGCGAACACUGACGACCCCUGAACUCCCGACGCACGCACGCACGCACACUCGCACGCACAUCCCUUCCUCAUUCAUGCACGCCAGCACUGGUUGGAAUGAGCUUGCAUCUACAAAAAUUGAAUAGCAGCGUCGGCCCGUGUGUAUCUUUGCGACUCCGUGUUGGUGUUUGAUAUUUUUCAGAUGUCACAAAGCCAAGUCCUCUUGUUUCCAGUGCGCGGUAAUUGUUGAUAAUGACGCGAAUGCAGUACAGCGGUGGUUAUUGUUUCAUGCAUGCGGGUUUUCGACCCAUACAAGCUCUUAUAUUUUCUUUAAUAUUUGCUUGUUCUUUUCCGUUUUUUGUUGGGGUUUUUACGUUAUUUUAUCGCGUUUUUUAAGAAAGUAAAUAUAACAUUUAUGGAAUUUUAUCGAACAAAUAAUCGAGUCUUACUAACGAUGCCUUGUUAUCCAUAGACGUUACAAAAUGCAAGUUCUACAGUAGCUGUCUGGGGGCUUACACUAGAGGUUUGCUUGGCUGUGCUUCUCGUAGGCUUGUGUGCACUUUACGUGAGCGGUGGUCGUCGUGGGCUGACAGGGCCGCUGUGUGUGACAGCAGCGUGCACAUGAGAGGCGGACGCAGGACAGGGCCCGACAGGGCACGCGGUUAAUUCCACAGCAUUUUCAUUGCUGCUUCAAAAAAGCCCUCCGCUACGAUCCGUGGCGAAUUAUUCGUGAGAACAAGACGACAUUUCAUAGGUUCGCAUGCUGCGUCUUGCCUGUGAGACCUAAUUGAAUAUUUUACAAACCUUUAGUGCCUUUGUGAAGAACGCUCACUAUGAAAUGGCUUUGUAGUUCACCACGUUUUGACUUUUUAAGGUAAUUCUAGUGCCAAACGAACAUUGUGGAAGAUGCAUAGCACUCAUAAUAAGGUCCAGAAAUCAAUAAUACAUUUCUAUAUAUAUAAUAUUCUUGGAACAAUAUGUGUUACUUCAAGAGCUUAAGAAGCGUACAUAAUGGUACGAAAGCUUCAUACUCUUACUACUUGUACAAUUUACAAAGAAAUACUGACACCUCAUUGGGCCACUAUUUCCGAAUGGGGCUUGGUGUGUCUCAUGGCUGUCCUUGAGAAAUCAACACUGUGAACGGCAUGGGUAGAUGUCACGAGCCUGGUAACUCACGCAGGAGAGAGACCUGGUCAAGUUGUUUACAAACUACAUUUGUAACCGCGCGAGUUUGUUGAACAACUUGAGCGCGUGCCUCAAACAUGGAACCCGGCCAUUUUACCCCCUGUAAUUGGACGGUUACAAAAUGCCCCAUUGGCAUCGACAUGAUAACGGCUGGAUUUGUAAGUUAAUAGCAUUUAACAGCAAGACAAUAACACAAACCUCUGCCAUUCAUCGUGUACUGCACUCUUGAACCAAAAGAUCUUGCCUCAGAUAUUUUUGUGCGGUGUUGGGAUACUCGCCCACGUAGACCGUGUCGAAAGGCUGUUUUUAUGAGGAAUUAUCACAAUGUCACACACGCCCUGUGCCAGUCCUUACUCUUGUUUAUCCCUUAUUCUACAGAGCAUCACAUUCCUCAUUUGUGAACACGAUGUGUGGUCGUGGCCACGAAUUCCUGCAGACUGUAGAGUAUUUUCUUCCCUCUUGCAAUAGUCAUAUGGCAUUCACCAUCUCACCGAUCUCAGCACCGUCAAUGUUAGGCCCCUCCGUGAAGCUCUUUGCUUUACAUUCUUUAAUAAAUGAUUGGGAAUAAUUCAUGAUGAUGAUGAUGAUAAACCUUGCCUUGGAGUAACAGUUUGGCAGGAUGCAUAGAUUCCAUUCACCUCAACACAAGGACACAAAAGCCCUGAUUUCCAGAAGUGGUCGUUUAUUGAUGUAAAACUGUUAAGGAACUGUACAAAUUUAGCAACAAAAACAACCCCAUCAGCAAUUUGUUCACUUUCGCCUGAUAAUAAUGACAUGGACCUUUUCUGUGUCGGGUAUAAUUAAGCCGAUGGCUUUUAACUCAGAUAUAAGCAACACAAAAUAGCACGAGUUCGUGUUGCUGCUUCGCUUUCAAGUAGCAGUUAGGGUUUCAUUACAAGACACCCGCUGGAACAUGACGUGGCCUGCACGGAUGUUCCGUAGUUGAGGCGUGUGGAUUAUAUAUAUUUUUCUUUAUUGUGAAACAAGACGAGCUGUUGAGGCUACAGUUGCCACCCACCCAUGCUUGGCAAUGACAGAGCACGUUUCGGAUGGAUCGCCCUCAGCACCCUCUUGGCUCCCAAACAACUUUGUGUGAUUUCUCUAAGCGCCAAUGUUCCAUUUCUUUAAGCGCCAAUGUUCGAUAUACGACUGAAGCACGCCACUGUUGUACGCGAUCUCUGUCCAUAUUGUGUUAAAUUAUGAGGGUGGCGACGGUAGCUUGGGCCUAAACGAGGACACGCUUUGAAUCCUGUAUCUCGGUCACAAGAUGAGUGCCUUGACCAAUGAGUGCUGUGAACUUUUCGUUCAAGUGCUGUGGGCUAUUAUCUGCGUUUUCACAUCAAGGGCAAGGAAAUCCAAAGUGUAAUGGAAAUAAAGUACACAGCAAGUAUUAUGUGUGUUAUUGGCACCAAGUGCUGAUAGCGCAUAGUAUUAUUGUACGCCAGAAUGCUACCGUGGUGUCAUGGUUAUCACACUCGAUUUGCAAUCGGGGGGUUUGCCGGUUCGAUCUCCUGGCGUGGCAGGUGAAACAAUGAAGCGAGUAUCUUAAAUCCCCCUCGCCUCUGUCCACCGAGCAGUAUAAACGGGUGACGCCACAGUUAAUGGGCAGGUCACGUGGAGAAACAAAGUGUGGGUACGUCCACCUCUUGCAAGACGUCUGGCCAGCAUUGGAAGACUAGGCCAACAACCAUCGAUAGGGCCUCUCAACCUUCUUGUAGUGGAGGCCCUUCAGCCAGCAGUGGUGCGUGAGCCGAUAAUCGCAGGGCCGCAUCUUUACCUGUGUGUUAUUGUAUGUUGAGAUGCCCAUUACAGUACUGCUAUUCCGUGUUGUGGUCACUACAACGCAGUUUUUUCUGUAGUUGAUAUUCGCUGUGCUCCUCGGUCGCCUGUCCUUUGACGCGUUGGCUGUGACACACAGCAAGGAGCUGCAGUUCGAUGCUUUUUUUUUAUACCAGCAUUUCAUAUGGUACAAUGGUGGUGUAUUUUUUCGUUCUCCUAUGGCUCACAGGGCAGCAGUGGAUGUCAUUUACUGGAGUAGUCGUACCGUAGUAGUAGUGGUAGAAGUAAAAACAAAGACUGGCAAAAUGUCAAAGUUUUCAUUGGGCUGGUCAAGUCCUCCCGAUUCUUGUUUUACCCAAAAUACACUUGCUUUCGAUCGUGUUGUAUUUGUGUUAAACUUACUGGUGUUACUGCAAACUGGCAUGUUUUUUUUUACUGUAAUACAUAGCGGUUUUUUUGUUUAAAAUUACAUUUCUGAAAUAUUGUGCAUUCCUAAAGGUAAGGUACUACUGUAUUAAUGCUUUAAAAAAAAUCAUUUUACAAUUUGCAAAAGAAAAGCUUGAAAUAUUUUUUAAGUUGUAAAGCAAAAAAACAAAUAAACGUUUUCAAAAGAA
Messenger RNA from Lethenteron reissneri (Far Eastern brook lamprey), 10298 nucleotides. RefSeq names its product integrin subunit beta 4 (gene ITGB4). Lineage: Eukaryota; Metazoa; Chordata; Hyperoartia; Petromyzontiformes; Petromyzontidae. Gene Ontology annotation, biological process: cell-matrix adhesion; cell-cell adhesion; cell communication. Gene Ontology annotation, cellular component: focal adhesion; cell surface; membrane. The record is from RefSeq and is a predicted model, not a curated record. Gene Ontology annotation, molecular function: integrin binding.